AUGCGGCAGUUUGACAGGGAGAUGGCCCGUGUCGAGAGGGGGGUGCUGGAUCAGAUGCUGAGCAUGGAGCGGCAGACUGCCCCCAGGGUGCACAUGCACGACGACAUCAGGACGGGACAGCAUUGGAGGGUGUACGAGAGAGAGGGAGGCUGGCGUGGAACGGGCUCCCUGAGCUUCUACUCGGAGAGGUACGCGGUCUCACAGCCCGUCCGCCAACCCCUGCCGCCCAGGGUGCAGAGCACGCAGGGCAGCCCCAUCGCGUCCGGCUUCCUGGUGGCUGCCGCCUUUGCAGCGGGCCUCUGGGCGGUGCUGAGUGCGCUCCUGGUGCGCAACCAUGGCCGCACGGCGUACGCGGCCGAGAGCCGCCUCACGCUCCUCGCCCUGUGGCCCCUCCUGCUCCUCACCUCACCGUCCUUCCGUGGCCAGUUUGCGAGGGCGGUGGGAUGGACAGAUGUGGGCAGCCCCACUGCCUCCACACAUGACAGCCCUCUCCGCGAGGAUGAGGCCUGA
Messenger RNA from Auxenochlorella protothecoides, 510 nucleotides. RefSeq lists its product as hypothetical. Bases 1 to 510 code for a protein of 169 amino acids. The transcript has 2 exons. Lineage: Eukaryota; Viridiplantae; Chlorophyta; Trebouxiophyceae; Chlorellales; Chlorellaceae. The record is from RefSeq and is a predicted model, not a curated record.